Saccharomyces eubayanus is the source of this 2298-nucleotide messenger RNA. It is a transcript of the gene BCH2, whose product is annotated as Bch2p. The transcript has a single exon. Bases 1 to 2298 code for a protein of 765 amino acids. The record is from RefSeq and is a predicted model, not a curated record. Gene Ontology annotation, molecular function: protein binding. NCBI's taxonomy places the organism in Eukaryota, Fungi, Ascomycota, Saccharomycetes, Saccharomycetales, Saccharomycetaceae. Gene Ontology annotation, biological process: Golgi to plasma membrane transport. Gene Ontology annotation, cellular component: exomer complex.
AUGAGUUUUCUAUGGGGGUCUACGAAGUCCAAAAAAAAUAAACACAGAAAGGCUGCCGGAUCUCAUUCCCCAGGUGCUAUUCCACUGCAACGUGUCAAGACGGCUCGUAAAGGUGUUCCUAUAGACUACCCAAGGACUCUGGAGAAAAUGCAUGGUGAAAGCUUGUUAUUCAGAACGUCCCUCUUGAGUGAAUUGGUAGGCGCUGGGAAGUCCGGCAUUGGGCCACCAGACCUGGUUCAUUGUACAGAGUGGGAUAAAUUUCAUGACGAGAAAAUCGGUGAGUUCUUCCAUAUUACCGGAAUCGAUGUUUCCAGCAUAUCUAUGCCAAUUGCAUUUUUGAAGUUGAUAAAGUGGAAUGACGGCAAGAAGCUGAAAUCAGCAUCCCUGAAAAAUGAUAACAUCUCUACAUAUUGUUCAUUCAACCUCUUUCAGAAAUUAGACAUCAGAUUAAGAUACGAAUCUGAGGACGUUUAUCAGGUGAACGUUACGAACUGUUCAAACGGAAACAAUGACAUACCAUUAAGUGAUCUCAUUUGGGAAGAAACUUUUGUGAGCUGUUGCAUAAGAAGUAUGAUUACAAAUCUAGACUGUGAAAGGAAAAUACCUGGACUGGUGGAAUUACCAUUUGUUUUUGAAAACAGAAGUGCGACUGACUAUAAAAGGGUAAUUGAUGUAUUAUGUAGGUUUUUACCUAGAUUUUUGGAGUGUGGUUGGGAUUCCACGAAAAGCGUAUAUGCAACAAUACUGAAUAACUAUCUAACUGAAACGCUACUGAUAUUUUUAUCGAUAACUCCAGCAUUCAUUACCGAUUAUGCAAUCCAAGUGUUGGACAAUCUGAUAACGAAUGACCCGUUGAACUUUAAAUAUUAUGCUAUUGUCGUUAUUUCCAUUAUGGAGCAAAGCAAUGACCGGGAUAUGGAAAUGAUUAAGAAAAUACAUGCAAUAUUAGACAUAUUGCUACCAGAGCUGUAUGGGCUACCUUCGGACAAACCUGACAAUUCUGAUAUAAUAAAUUGCAUCACUGACGUGUUAAACAUCCAGGCAAGAUUUCUUUUUAAUAGCGGUGACUAUGAACUAUCCCUAUCCGUCGCUACAAUGGCCACCAAUUUAUCCUCAGAUAGUUUUGAAUCUUGGUUUCUGUUGUCUAGAUGUUAUACUUUUUCACAAGAAUACGGUAAGGCCCUGCUUUCGAUCAACUCGAUGCCCUGUUUGCCAGAAUACGAUAUCAUCAAACAAUCUUUGACUACAGCAUUCAACUUGACUAUGAACUAUUAUAAAGCUCCGUUUUUUCACACCAGAGAACAUUGUACUAUGACAUCGCACGAGUUGAAUCAUCUGAUGAAUACUAUGCAUUAUGAGAAUGAAUUGGAAUUGAAAACGAUAAUAUUUGGGCGCACUAUAAUGCCCAACGAAUCAAAGUGCGGUUGUAUCGACGAUAUCUGGAAAAAGUCUUGUCUUGAGUUAGGGCCCAUUUCUGGGCCUCAAAGUGAUAAUUUGAUAAACUUUGUCUCUCAACAAGAGGUAGAUUCUAUAGGAGAUUUGACGUUACUGAAAAGAAGUAAAGAAACAAGACAAAGAAGCUGGUUUAAUGAGCAAGUUAACCUUUUGUUGAUGGAACUGGUUGCGAGAAUCGGUUGGAAUGCUGUCCUUCAAUUAAGGUCUGACGUAUUCGUUAUGGAAAGCAAGUUCAAAAUGAUAGACUCUUCGGAUGAACUUUCCACAGAACUUCGCAAAAAGAGACUGUGCCAAAGAUGGUUUGAUACGAUCUUUCUGGAUAUUUACGAAGAUUUAAGCAUCAGCACUUCAUCACAAGAAAAUAAGGCCACAGCGAAAUACAGUGGAUUAGAAUGGGAAUUACUUGGCCUGACUUUGCUUCGAGUCGGUGAUUUAUCCGAUGCAGUGGCAUGUCUACGAACCAGUAUUUUGGCGAGGUUCGACCCUAUCAGUUGCCACCAGCUCUUAAGUCUCUAUUUAUCCUUGGAUUUCAACGAUGUGUAUAUGAAAAGAUUCGACGUUGACAUUGUUUUGGACCUACUCGUGAAACUGAUCUCCUUCCGUAUACGAUUUUACGAUAAGUUCCAGAUAUUUGCUCUUCAGGUACUGAGGAAAUUAAAAGGGCAAUUGAGCCCUGAGAUCAUCAAAAAUAAAAUAAUCAACUCACCUCAUGGUCAAGAAGGAAUCGCAGUGGUAAUAGAUUACAUGCUCGAAUGCCUUUCAGAAGAUGGCAACGAAACAGACUUAGCUUCUGAACGCCCACACGAAAAUGCCUCUUUCACCACUGGAGAGCUUGCAAAUUAG